ACAGUUCCGUUGAAAUUGUCAAGGAAAGUUUUUGCCGUGUUUCGGAAAUAUUUCGACACUUUCCUGGGAAGAAUUACCACCUAAACAAAGGCUUUGUUUAAAUUAACAUGUGAACGCAUUGGUACGAAGCUAUGGUUGCGGGAAUUGUCGCUUGGAAGCUCUAAGCGAAGUUUUAAAAUUAUGGCGGCACAGCACAAACGAUCAUGGAAACUGCAGGAGUUUGUGGCACAUGGCUCCAAUGUUUCCUGUCUGUCACUUGGUCCAUCUUCUGGACGAGUAAUGGUGACGGGUGGAGAAGACAGGAAAGUCAACAUGUGGGCUGUAGGAAAACCAAAUGUUAUCUUGACUUUGUCAGGCCAUACAAGUCCAGUAGAAUACGUCAAGUUUAAUAGUGGAGAAGAUCUAGUUAUUGCAGGAUCUCAGUCAGGAACACUCAAGAUAUGGGACCUAGAAGCGGCUAAAAUUGUGAGAACCCUUACUGGACAUAAGAGUAGUAUACAUGGUAUAGAUUUUCAUCCUUAUGGAGAAUUUGUAGCUUCGGGCUCUUUAGACACUAAUGUGAAGCUUUGGGAUGUUAGAAGAAAAGGAUGUAUCGUCACAUUAAAGGGCCACACAGAUGGCAUUAAUUUUGUGAAAUUUAGUCCUGAUGGAAGGUGGAUUGUGUCAGCUUCUGAUGACAACACUGUUAAGUUAUGGGACUUAACAAGUGGAAAGCUGCUUCAUGAUUUCAAACAACACACGGCUGCUGUUAACUGUGUGGAGUUUCAUCCUAAAGAAUUCCUUCUAGCAACUGCUAGCAAUGACAGGACAGUAAAAUUUUGGGACUUAGAAACUUUUCAGCUUGUUUCAACUACAGAUGCAGAAACUAGUGGUAUUAGGUGUGUUGCAUUCCAUCCUGAUGGGCAUUCGCUGUUUAGUGGAGCACAAGAUUCCAUGCGAGUGUACGGCUGGGAGCCAGUUAGAUGUUACGACAGUUUCUCCCUUGGGUGGGGAAAGGUUGCUGACAUUGCAAUUUCCUCAAGCCAAUUAAUUGGGGCUUCUUAUCAUCAGACAAAUGUAUCUGUAUGGGUUGUUGAUUUAGAGCAUUUAGAAAACCUUAUAACAAAGUACAAUGAUGAAACAGCUAAUGUAGGAAAUAACUUAGGGGGGGGAGUACCUGGUGAACAGAAGCCAGCCCAAGUUGUACCAUCUACUAAAACACCACCAAGGAAAGCCUUUAGUACAGAAAGACCCCAGACAACAUCUUCAAAACCCAGACCUAAAGCUGAACAGCCAGCUGAACCGGAAGAGUCAACCAACACAGAAGGAGAAGGUAAUGGUGACAAACACUUAGCAGCCCCUGAUGACAUUUUUACAGCAAAGAAAAGAUUAGUUUGCAGUCUAGGUUUUCUAAUGGCCUGCUCUUCCCCUGUAGUAAAGUACAAUUGCAUCUGUUUGUUUAAAUUUCAGCCUUCUUCAGUAAGUGAAAACCAAGUCAAUCAGCAAAACCAAAUGAUACCAUCUGAGAGAGACAAACCAGCUGGACUGCAAUUAUCAGAUUUUCUACCUGCCAGAACCCCUAUGGCUAACAACCCAUCACAGCAAGAUGCAAAUAAUGAAUUUCAACCAAAAACCAAAGCCAUGUCAGAAAGAGAAGCUGUCUCUACUCUCACAAAAAGUCACGAAUCUUUAGCUGCAAUUAUGAUGUCAAGACUUAAAAACCUCAGUGUUGUUGCACGAUACUGGGGCGAUGGGGACAUUAAGACUGCAGUUCAAGUGUCAGUAGAUAUGAAUGAUCAAGCUGUAUUGGUGGACCUGCUUAAUGUUCUUUGCUUAAAACAGACGUUAUGGAAUCUGGAUGUUUGUUCAUUGUUGCUCCCUCACCUAAAAGAUUUAAUAAGUAGCAAAUACGAAAGUUAUGUUCAAGCUGGGGCUAUGGCAAUCAAACUGAUUCUCAGAAACUUUGCUCCCGUCAUAAAGAGCAACAUGGCAGCACCUCCAGUAUCUGUGGGAGUAGACCUAGUAAGAGAAGAGAGGUAUAACAAAUGUCACAAGUGUUAUUCCCACUUACAGUCCAUACGUGAAGCUCUUUCCAGUAAAACCAGCAUCUCUGGUAAAAUGGGAAGUCUCUUCCGUGAGAUGUCACUGGCAUUUUCCAGCUUGGAUUAACAGUAAGGUAUUAUAGAAAAAGCAAUUGGCAAAUGUGAGAAACUCAUCUACCAGUGGGAUGUCUACUGUCAUUCUUGUAAUGUUUGUUUGCGAGGAUAACAACAGCAAUGGUGAACUUUGUGGCAGAAUUUUGAACUGGAUUUGACUUUGCUUGGGUAAGAUAAAGAGACCUCAUCAAAAAAGAGACAAGAGGAAGCAAGUUCCAAAGAACUUGUGAUGUCCAAGUACUGUGAGGAAGGAACAUCUGAAUUGUACUUCAAAAUAAUGGAGCAGAACUGUUUUACCUGGAAGAGUAGCUUCUUUCUGCACUACUCUUGUAGGCGGGCAUUGUUAUGAAAAAAAAGUAGCAUAACCUUCUGAGUCAGACCAGAUGUUGACGACCGAUCUUGGCACAUUUUGUCAGUUACAAAAAUCAAGAAUAAUUUGUAGUACAUCUUCUGAAUUGCAUACAGGUAUACGAUAUGUGUACAUUUUUGUAGUCACAAUCCUCCAAGCAGUCAAGUUGCUACCUUAUUGAUAGGUAGCAUGACAUUUCAUCUUUGUGCCAAGCUCAAGUGGCUGUCAGAAUGCGUUUAAGGCUUAGUGCUUAUACUGAUUGGAAAUCAAGAGGAAGAAUUCAACUCUUCAGGUACUCUUGCCAGGUUUGCUACAAAUGGUUCUUCUUACUUUGCUUGACCAGAUGUCGGCAAAACUGCACGAGUGAAGUUGUGAAGAACUGAAACAUGGCUGGUUUUGUUGUAUUUUGUAUCUUUGGUGCUAUUGGUUUACAAUUGAGAAUCAAUUCAUUUUUUUGAUAUAUAACUUUGAUAGAGUAUAGAAUCUAAAUGUUACUAACUUGAAUUCAAGAAUAGGAGCUACAUGUACGUGUAGCAUUUCAGAUGAUUAACUUUGAUCCUCUGUUCUUCAUUACAAAGUAACAACAAGACCAGUGAAUUUGCACAAUCACUCUUAUCUGAAUUACUAAUACUUACAAUUCAAACACGUGAACCAUAAAAUAACUAGCUUCUUUCAAAAAGGAUGUUACAGAAACUUCAGACUUCAAUUACUGCCACUAGCUGUUAACGCUUUUCAAAACAUGCUAAAGAGUUCAAAAGUUCCUGCAAACGAAUAUUCAUUCUGAACAGACAUCACUACAACCACAUACUUCGCAAGAGCUUUACUUCAAAUUGUAAUACUUUAUUCCACAAAUGAACUUCUCCAUGUACCUUGGUCUAAUAGUGUUUUGGUUUGGGGAACAGUAUUAUCAAACAGUAAGACACAUGUGAAGGUAUUGCCCAACAGCACACAGAGGUGAUGCACUAUAGCUCACGCCAGUUUCUUAUACUGACUUGAAUCUUAGGAUCAUGUCAGCUGACUGGAGAUUCACUUGGGAAGUGACAGGGUUAAAAUUAUUUACAGUAGGACACUCAAACCAUGUACACUAGACAUUUUUUUGCACAUUCUUUCAGUGACUGUAGAAAGAGGGCUCUUCAUGUAAUUCAUUUUUACAGUGUAGUAAAUUAUGCUAAAUAAUUUUGUGAAUAUGAAGAACCCUCAUUCUAUAGUGACCACAAACAUUAAUAAAAACCGUCAAGAAGAAGAAAACUAGGUAUCAGUGGGAUCCAAAUACCAAGUGAAUUGCUUAUUUAGUUUGAGUUUCGCUCAAGCAGCAUUUUUAACAGAUCACCUCCUAGCAGGAAUCAUAUUAAACAAAGGUAGCAUGAUACUGCUGUGCCAGGAAGUUGUAAAUAAUGGUUCUCGAUGAUUAGUUAGUGUAUUUAUGAUUGUCCAGCAUGUGCGGCAUGAAUUGAUCUUGAUUGCCUUGUGAAACACGUACAAGAUGUUUGUAACUUGUUUUAAAGUGAUGGUACAGAAGUAAAUAAAGUAUGUUUAUAGAGA
This is a messenger RNA of Orbicella faveolata, 4026 nucleotides long. Its product is annotated as katanin p80 WD40 repeat-containing subunit B1-like. Gene Ontology annotation, molecular function: microtubule binding. Gene Ontology annotation, cellular component: katanin complex. NCBI's taxonomy places the organism in Eukaryota, Metazoa, Cnidaria, Anthozoa, Scleractinia, Merulinidae. Gene Ontology annotation, biological process: microtubule depolymerization; microtubule severing. The record is from RefSeq and is a predicted model, not a curated record.